AAUAAUAAUAAUAAUAAUAAUAAUAAUAAUAAUAAUAAUAAUAAUAAUAAUAAUAAUAAUAAUAAUAAUAAUAAUAAUAAUAAUAAUAAUAAUAAUAAUAAUAAUAAUAAUAAUAAUAAUAAUAAUAAUAAUAAUAAUAAUAAAAAUAAUAAUAAUAAUAAUAAUAAUAAUAAUAAUAAUAAUAAUAAUAAUAAUAAUAAUAAUAAUAAUAAUAAUAAUAAUAAUAAUAAUAAUAAUAAUAAUAAUAAUAAUAAUAAUAAUAAUAAUAAUAAUAAUAAUAAUAAUAAUAAUAAUAAUAAUAAUAAUAAUAAAAAUAAUAAUAAUAAUAAUAAUAAUAAUAAUAAUAAUAAUAAUAAUAAUAAUAAUAAUAAUAAUAAUAAUAAUAAUAAUAAUAAUAAUAAUAAUAAUAAUAAUAAUAAUAAUAAUAAUAAUAAUAAUAAUAAUAAUAAUAAUAAUAAUAAUAAUAAUAAUAAUAAUAAUAAUAAUAAUAAUAAUAAUAAUAAUAAUAAUAAU
Molecule: messenger RNA, 513 nt
Organism: Microplitis demolitor
Lineage: Eukaryota; Metazoa; Arthropoda; Insecta; Hymenoptera; Braconidae
Exons: 1
Source: RefSeq, a predicted model, not a curated record